AUGGCCAAGCUGCUAUAUGAAGACUUAUCAACCUGGCGCUCCGACCUCAAGAAGAUAGCUAUCAGCACCGUGCCCUCCAUGUAUAACCUCAUCCCCUCAGCUGACAUACUUCCUCAAGCUCGCACCGCCUGGGUCGCAAACACUGCUAUGAAACUAUUGGACAACUCUGUGUUUCUUCACGAUGGUGUGGAUGAACUUGGGAAAACCAACAACGCUGCUCACCCUGCACUCAAGGCAGCUGCCAUCGCCUUCUGCUACACUGGUUCCUAUCAUAUCGCUCACAGGAGACCCGAUAUCUUCAAAGAGGAGUUACCUUUGGAGUCUUUGGCUUUGGUUUGCGCUGUGUACAACUGCGUCUUUGACAGGCUAGUCAAGAACGGCAGUGGCAAGUAUUUUCCGAAGUUUACUGCCAAAGACUACUCCUCUGUCUAUCUCUCAAUGGUUGCUGAACUCAAGAAGAUCAUGAAGCGCACAUAUCACGGUCCUAAGUUGACAUGA
Messenger RNA from Suillus paluster, 498 nucleotides. RefSeq lists its product as uncharacterized. The record is from RefSeq and is a predicted model, not a curated record. The coding region runs from base 1 to 498 and encodes 165 amino acids. The transcript has 3 exons. Lineage: Eukaryota; Fungi; Basidiomycota; Agaricomycetes; Boletales; Suillaceae.